Tilletiaria anomala UBC 951 is the source of this 2859-nucleotide messenger RNA. Its product is annotated as FTHFS-domain-containing protein. The coding region runs from base 1 to 2859 and encodes 952 amino acids. The transcript has 5 exons. Gene Ontology annotation, molecular function: methenyltetrahydrofolate cyclohydrolase activity; formate-tetrahydrofolate ligase activity; ATP binding. NCBI's taxonomy places the organism in Eukaryota, Fungi, Basidiomycota, Exobasidiomycetes, Georgefischeriales, Tilletiariaceae. The record is from RefSeq and is a predicted model, not a curated record. Gene Ontology annotation, biological process: tetrahydrofolate interconversion. Gene Ontology annotation, cellular component: cytosol.
AUGGAAAACCCGUCUUCCAGCGGCAGCGCUUCGCUGAUCGAUGGCACUGCACUUGCAAAGUCCAUCAGGGCCAAUGUGACAGAGGAAAUAGCAAAGAUUCGCAAGUCUAUACCGGCUUUCAGGCCCCACCUCUGCAUCCUCCAAGUUGGCGCUCAAAACGCUUCGUCAACCUACAUCAGGAUGAAGAAGCAGGCUGCCGAAGAAUGCGGAAUGAAGUGCACACAUGUGCAGCUCGAUGCAGAUACGUCGGAGCAAGAAAUCAUCAAGCGUGUCCGCAACCUGAACCAAGACUCCUCUGUGGAUGGCAUCCUUGUGCAGCUCCCUCUCGGCGACCACAUUGACGCAGAUGGUGAACGCAGGGUCACUGAGGAAGUCAGUCCGAGCAAGGACGUUGAUGGCUUCCAUGCACUCAACAUCGGUCAUCUUUCGUCCAAGGCUUGCAACCCAAUCUUCUUCCCGUGCACUCCGGCCGGCAUCAUCAAGCUGCUCAAGGAGGCAGGCGUUGACGACAUGAGCGGCAAACAUGCUGUCGUCAUUGGCCGUAGCGACAUUGUUGGCAACCCAGUCACUAGCUUGCUUCGGAGCAAGAACUGUACCGUCACUCAAGUCCACAGCCGGACUGCCAACAUUCAAGCGCACAUCGCCAAGGCUGACAUUCUCGUUGUUGCCAUGGGCAAGGCACAAUACGUGCAGGGCUCCUGGCUCAAGCAUGGCGCCAUUGUCAUCGAUGUGGGUACCAACUACAUUCCUGAUGCUUCCAAGAAGAGCGGGCAACGACUAGUUGGUGAUGUGGACUUUGAGAGCGCAAUGGGCGUCGCAUCUGCUAUUACUCCCGUUCCUGGCGGAGUUGGGCCUAUGACGGUCGCUUGCUUAAUGGAGAAUGUCUUCGAGAGCGCUUCUCGCAAAUUCCGCGAAGGCCAUUAUAAUGCACGAGGGGUCUCGACCCCUAAUCCGCUCAAGCUCGUCAAACCCGUGCCUGCAGACAUCAUCGUCGCUCGCUCGCAAACACCGCGUCCUAUUGUGGAAAUCGCAAGGGAAGUGGGCAUUCUGGAGGAAGAGCUGGAGCCCUAUGGAGAUGUGAAGGCAAAGGUUAGCCUUUCCAUCCUCGAUAGACUGUCUCAUCGGACAAACGGAAAAUAUCUUGUCGUCGCCGGUAUCACCCCAACUCCUCUCGGUGAAGGCAAGUCCACUACCACAAUUGGUCUCGCACAGGCCCUCGGUGCACACUUGCACAAGCCCGCCUUCGCAUGCGUGCGCCAACCAUCACAGGGACCCACUUUUGGCAUCAAGGGCGGUGCAGCCGGCGGUGGAUUCUCUCAAGUCAUUCCAAUGGAGGAGUUCAACCUUCACCUGACGGGAGACAACCAUGCGGUCCAGGCUGCCAACAACCUGCUUGCGGCAGCUAUCGACGCUCGCAUGUUUCAUGAGUCUACCCAGAAAGACGGGCCCCUGUUCGACCGUCUGUGCCCCAAGAAGAAGGGCAAGCGCACCUUUGCACCCGUCAUGUUCAAACGUCUGGCGAAGCUUGGCAUCGACAAGACCAAUCCGGAUGACCUGACUGACGAGGAGAAGCGUCGCUUUGCCAGGCUGGACAUUGACCCGGACACGAUCACCUGGCACCGAGUCACCGACACCAACGAUCGCUUCCUUCGAGAGAUCACUGUAGGACAGGCGCCGACCGAAAAAGGCUACGAGCGCAAGACUGGCUACGAUAUCGCAGUCGCUUCGGAGUGCAUGGCUGUGCUCGCGCUCAGCAGGGACCUCAAGGAUAUGCGCGAGCGUUUGGGACGGAUGGUGAUUGGCACCAGCCGCGCUGGCGACCCAGUUACUGCGGACGAUAUUGGCGUUGGAGGCGCUCUCACAGUUCUCAUGAAGGACGCCAUCAAGCCGAAUCUGAUGCAAACACUAGAAGGGACCCCGGUGUUUGUGCACGCCGGUCCUUUUGCAAACAUUGCCCAUGGCAACUCAUCUAUUUUAGCCGAUGCGAUCGCCCUCAAGCUCGCAGGUCUUGAAGAAGGCGAUGCUCAAGAAUCCACAGGCUACGUCAUUACUGAGGCUGGUUUCGGCGCGGACAUUGGCAUGGAGAAGUUCUGCAACAUCAAAUGCCGCGAGAGUGGACUUGUUCCCGAUGCUGUGGUGCUCGUUGCUACGGUCCGCGCUCUCAAGACUCAUGGCGGCGGUCCAGAUGUCACACCAGGAAAGCCGCUUGACGAGGUCUACCUGGAAGAAAACCUCGAGAUCCUGGAGAGGGGGUGCACCAAUCUUGAAAAGCACAUAUCCAACGCCAAGAAAUUCGGCCUCAAAGUCAUCGUUGCUGUCAACCAAUUCGCAACGGACACACCUCGCGAAUUAGAGCUAGUGUGCAAGAAGUCGAAAGAGGCGGGUGCGGAUGCAGCGGUACCAUGCAACCACUGGGCCGAAGGUGGAGCGGGUGCCGUUGAGCUUGCGAAAGCAGUCAUUCAAGAGCUCGAAGGCACCAAGAGCGACUUCAAGUUCCUCUAUGAUGUCGAAAAGCCGAUCAACGAAAAGAUCGAGAUUAUCGCUAAGGAGAUGUACGGCGCCGAUGGCAUCAAUGUGUCCGAAUUUGCGGCGAAGCAGAUAGAAACCUACACGAAACAGGGCUACGCAAAUCUCCCAAUCUGCAUGGCCAAGACGCAUCUUUCUUUGUCCCACGAGCCGACGUUGAAGGGACAACCAAAAGGAUUUACGGUGCCAAUCAGAAGUGUCAAGCUCGCAGCCGGUGCUCGUUUCCUGUAUCCCCUGUGUGGCACCAUGCAAACCAUGCCCGGCUUAUCGACUCGCCCGGGAUACUACGAUAUCGAUCUGGAUGAAAAUGGUCUUGUGCAGGGCCUCUUCUGA